This is a messenger RNA of Lutra lutra (Eurasian river otter), 973 nucleotides long. RefSeq lists its product as uncharacterized. Lineage: Eukaryota; Metazoa; Chordata; Mammalia; Carnivora; Mustelidae. Gene Ontology annotation, biological process: positive regulation of transcription by RNA polymerase II; negative regulation of apoptotic process. The record is from RefSeq and is a predicted model, not a curated record. The coding region runs from base 1 to 942 and encodes 313 amino acids. The transcript is spliced from 4 exons. Gene Ontology annotation, cellular component: nucleus. Gene Ontology annotation, molecular function: histone binding.
AUGGCUCAGGCCCCAGUUGCACUGCGCGUGUGGAGAGUGCAAAAGGCUCUGGUUCUAGAGAGCUGUGGCUGCUGUCCACACCAGACUCUCUCAGGUGCACCAGCAGCUCAGGGACCACAGACUGGAGGCUUCGCUGUACUCUCUGGAAUGGGUGGUCGCCGGCGGUGGCUGUCCUGGGAAUCUGGCACUGAAAAUGUUGCCCUUUCUUCAAGUGUGGGCAUACUCAAACAUUCUCAUGCUUUUAAGCCCCAUGCCAAUGUUCUGGGGUUUGCAGUCUGCAAAUUCAAACCAGAUUUUGACUACACACUCACAUACCACAGAUCUUUGCGUGUCUCCAGCAGUUCAGACAGAACAUUCCCUAAUGGAGUGGACUGGAGGUCUGGACUGCAACAUGUGGUUCUAACAAUUUUCACUGUCCAGUGGUGCUCAAUAAGAGGCUGCCUUAGCCCCACUGGCUGCUCUGAAAAGCCAUCUUUGCAUUGUUCCUGUGUCCGGCUCUUCUUUCGCCGCAACCACCUCCACCGCGCGCCUCCAGUAGCUUUCUCGCCAGAGUCCUCGAACUUUGCUUUCUUUUUAAUCUGCUGCAUCGGAUCACCGGCGUGCCCCAUCUUGUCAGACGUGGCCAUGGACACCAGCUCCAAGAUCACCACCAAGGACUUAAAGGAGAAGAAGGAAGUUGUGGAGGAGGCAGAGAAUGGAAGAGACGCACCUGCUAAUGGGAACACUAAUGAGGAAAAUGGGGAGCAGGAGGCCGACAAUGAGGUAGAUGAAGAAGAGGAAGAAGGUGGGGAGGAGGAGGAGGAAGAAGAGGAAGGUGAUGGUGAAGAAGAGGAUGGAGAUGAAGAUGAGGAGGCUGAGGCAGCUACGGGCAAAUGGGCAGCUGAAGAUGAUGAGGAUGAUGAUGUCAACACUAAGAAGCAGAAGACUGAUGAGGAUGACUAGACAGCAAAAAAGGAAAAGUUAAACUUAACAA